Exophiala aquamarina CBS 119918 is the source of this 1074-nucleotide messenger RNA. Its product is annotated as alcohol dehydrogenase 1. Bases 1 to 1074 code for a protein of 357 amino acids. Lineage: Eukaryota; Fungi; Ascomycota; Eurotiomycetes; Chaetothyriales; Herpotrichiellaceae. The transcript is spliced from 2 exons. Gene Ontology annotation, molecular function: zinc ion binding; oxidoreductase activity. The record is from RefSeq and is a predicted model, not a curated record.
AUGUCUGGCCCCAAGAUCCCCACCGAGCAAUGGGCUCAGGUCAUUGACAAGGUCGGAGGACCUCUUCAGUACAAGAAGAUCCCGGUUGCAAAGCCUGGCCCAGAAGAAGUUCUCGUCAACAUCAAAUACUCUGGUGUGUGCCACACUGACCUCCAUGCCGUCAACGGCGACUGGCCCAUCCCCACCAAACUCCCUCUCGUUGGUGGACACGAAGGCGCUGGUAUUGUCGUAGCACGAGGUGAGCUCGUCACCGACGACAUCUGCAAAAUUGGCGAGGCUGUCGGUGUCAAAUGGUUGAACGACUCCUGCCUGUCCUGCACCUUCUGCCAACAGGCCGAUGAGCCGCUUUGCUUGACCCCCAAGCUUUCAGGCUACACCGUCGAUGGUUCUUUCCAACAAUAUUGCAUUGCCUCUGCACGACAUGUCGCACACAUUCCCGAGGGUGUCCCUCUCGAUGAGGUUUCCCCUGUUCUUUGCGCCGGUAUCACAGUUUACAAAGGAUUGAAGGAGUCAGGGGCUAAACCUGGUCAAACCGUCGCCAUUGUUGGUGCCGGUGGCGGGCUGGGCUCGCUUGCUGUCCAAUAUGCAAAGGCCAUGGGUCUUCACUCCAUUGGUAUCGAUUCUGGUGAGGAGAAGAAGGCCCUCGCCACCAAGUUGGGCGCCUCAUCCUUUAUCGAUUUCGCAACAUCCAGCGACAUUGUCAAGGAUGUCAAGGCUGCUACUAAAGAUGGCCUAGGCCCUCACGCCGUCAUUCUCGUGGCUGUCAACGAGAAGCCAUUCCAGCAAGCUGCCGAAUACGUCCGCCCAAGAGGUACCGUCAUCGUCAUCGGUCUCCCAGCCAAGGCCUAUAUCCGAGCCCCGGUCUUCGAGUCCGUCCUCAAGAUGAUCAGAAUCCAAGCCUCCUACGUCGGCAACCGACAGGACAGUGAAGAGGCUUUGGACUUCUUCGCCCGAGGAUUGAUCAAGGUGCCCUUCAAGACUGUGGACCUGAAGGAUCUACCGAAGGUGUACGAGUUGAUGCACGCUGGACAGAUCGCUGGACGAUAUGUUCUCAAGAUGCCAGACGCAGAGUAG